AUGGCAGACCGUUCUAUAAAGCACCCGGUGAGAGUUCUUGAAGAUAUCCCGGUGAUGAUUGAUCAAUACUUUAUACAGGGAGAUUUUGUUGUUCUUGAUAUAGAGGAGAAUAUCAAGGUCUUCAUAAUCCUUGGUAGGCCUUUUCUAGCUACUGCUGGGGCAAUCAUUGAUGUGAAGAGACGAAAACUUGUGAUGGAAGUGGUUGAGAACAAUGUUGAGUUUAACAUAUUCAAGAUGACCAAACACCAACCCUCCUAUGUAGAUGAGUGUCACAUGAUAGAUGAUAUGGUGGAAUGCAGUGCUGAGGUCCGGGAGAAUAAGUUGGGAGAUAUGCAAGCAAUCUUAGCCACUCAUGAACCUCCCGGGAAAAAAGCAUGCUCCGAGAGGUGUGAGAAGUUUCUUUGGCCAUGA
Ipomoea triloba (trilobed morning glory) is the source of this 411-nucleotide messenger RNA. RefSeq lists its product as uncharacterized. Lineage: Eukaryota; Viridiplantae; Streptophyta; Magnoliopsida; Solanales; Convolvulaceae. The record is from RefSeq and is a predicted model, not a curated record. Bases 1 to 411 code for a protein of 136 amino acids. The transcript has a single exon.